Messenger RNA from Beta vulgaris subsp. vulgaris (sugar beet), 801 nucleotides. RefSeq lists its product as uncharacterized. The record is from RefSeq and is a predicted model, not a curated record. Gene Ontology annotation, molecular function: catalytic activity. The transcript has a single exon. The coding region runs from base 1 to 801 and encodes 266 amino acids. NCBI's taxonomy places the organism in Eukaryota, Viridiplantae, Streptophyta, Magnoliopsida, Caryophyllales, Amaranthaceae.
AUGGAAUAUGACAGGUACCCUAACUUCCCGCAGUUUAAUAUGUUAGUUAAAAUUCUAGUUUGGAAUGUUCAAGGCGUUGGUAAUAAGAUUCCAACCAUCAGGGAAUUAAUUCGCAUUAAUAAUCCUACGGUGCUGGUGCUUGUGGAGACUCAUCUGAGUGGUGAACAAGCGCAGAAAGUAUGUGAUAAAAUUGGCUUUUCGGGUAAUCUUCGCGUUGAGGCUCAAGGUUUCUCGGGAGGGAUAUGGUUGUUUUGGAGAAAGGAAGUGGUGACUGUAACUUCCUUUGGCUCUCAUUCUCAACAUCUCACAGUUGAAAUUAAAAAGAUAGGAGAUACUCCUUGGUUGUUUUCGGCUAUCUAUGCUAGCCCUGAUACUGUUUUGCGAAGACAACUAUGGGAGGAACUGGAAAAAAUUAAAAAUUCUUAUUCGGGUCCGUGGUUGUUGGCGGGAGAUUUUAAUGAGACAAUUAGCAUGAAUGAGCGGAAUGGGGUAGGUGGUUCAGAGAUGGAAAGGCGGUGUCGAAACUUCGCUAAUUGGAUUGAUAAUGUUAACCUUAUUGAUCUAGGAGCUGCAGGCCCUCAGCACACUUGGUUUAGAGGCUCGUCUCCUGAUACUUUUAAGUCGGCCAGACUUGAUCGAUGCCUGGCUAACGAAGAUUGGAGAUUGAAAUUUUCAGAAGCUGCGGUUCGCAAUCUCCCUAAGUCAUGCUCCGAUCACUGUCCAAUUCUUAUGAGCUCCUCGGGUUUUGCCCCUCUCCCUCAAGCCAUUCGUCCGUUUAGAUUUCAAGCGGCAUGGCUUUAA